GAUGCAGGACAUUGUCCCCAGAACAGUCACCAAAGAUCACACUAAAGUUUGUGGACCAUUCUUGAACCUUUAAUUCUAAGACAAAAAAUAAACGUGUUGCCUCUUUGUGUUAGUCACCCAUCACUCUGAAGUGGACCGAGAGUUUGUGAAGCCCUCCUGGACUCUCAAACAGGAUUAAGAACACUUCAGCUCCUUUUGUACUAAUCACAUCAGAUCACUGUGGGAUCGCAUGUGCGCCUGCAAAGAACCGGUACCAUGACCGAGACUCUGCAACUCCCAGCGCUGCAGGUCCAAGCUCCCGGGGACUGGGAGGAAGACGGCUCGAGUGCAACCACAACCGGAGACCCUGCUGGACCACCCAGCACUCCACUGAGCCCUUCACAAAGCCCUGCCUCCAGUCCCUCCCUGCGGCGCAAGCGCUUCAAGAUGCGACGCAUGAAGAAUGUACAGAGCGAGAGGGAGGCGGCUGACGGCGGUUCCCCUGGGAACUCUGGCUCCAAGGAAUACUUGCAGCUCCCCUCCAUCGAGAUCACGCCAUCCAGCGAUGAGGAUGCUGCCUGGUCCAACUGCUCCACGCCCAGUGCCUCACCACGCCGCAAACGCUUCCUCCUGCGCAAGUGGCUUCGAGGGGGUGACAAGAAGGAGCAGAGCAGUGAGAGCAGCAGUCAGCAGAGCAGCAUACAGAGCAGCCAUGAGGAGGACACCACGCGCUACCUGACCCCUAACAUCCGCGAGGAGAGCACUGCCAGUAACUCGAACCGGAGCACACCCACUUGCUCGCCCGUCCUCCGCAAACGCUCUCGCUCGCCCACCCCCCAGAGCCCUGAGGGAGAGAACAUGGUGGAGAAGGGCUCCGAUCACUCCUCUGAUAAAUCCCCCUCCACCCCUGAGCAGGCCGUCCAGCGCACCUACAGCCAGUCCGUCCACACCAGCACGCGCAGCGGCGGCAAGAACUCCAAGAAAAGUCAAAGCUGGUACAACGUAUUGAGUCCCACGUACAAGCAGCGCAAUGAGGACUUCAGAAAGCUCUUCAAGCAGCUGCCCGACACAGAGCGCCUCAUCGUGGACUACUCAUGUGCCCUGCAGAGAGACAUCCUCCUCCAGGGUCGCCUCUACCUCUCCGAAAACUGGAUCUGUUUUUAUAGCAACAUCUUCCGCUGGGAAACGCUGCUAACAGUGCGGCUGAAGGACGUCUGCUCCAUGACGAAGGAGAAGACGGCUCGCCUCAUCCCCAACGCCAUCCAGCUCUGUACUGACAAUGAAAAGCACUUUUUUACCUCAUUCGGGGCACGGGACCGGACUUACAUGAUGAUGUUCCGGCUGUGGCAGAAUGCUCUCCUGGACAAGCCAUUAUGUCCCAAAGAGCUGUGGCACUUUGUCCACCAGUGCUAUGGAAACGAGCUGGGCUUGACAAGUGAUGAUGAGGAUUAUGUGCCUCCAGAUGAUGACUUCAACACCAUGGGGUACUGUGAGGAGAUCCCGGCCGAGGACAACGAGGCCAACGACGCCUGCCCCAAAAGCCCAGAGGUCAAGGUGGACGCCAGCCCCCAGCUGCCCAAGAAAUCCUUCACCAGCAAUAACCUCCCAUCCACGGGCAGCACGGACACACCUGUCCACUAUGAUAUGGCUCCAGAGGAAGAGUUUGCUAGCUGUCUUCCUGAGGACCUCCUAGCCCUGCCUUUACCGGACAACAAGCUGUCCGAGUCCAGCGCCCCGGUCCCUUCGCCCUCGCUCGACUUCAACGACAAUGAGGAUCUCCCCACUGAGCUCAGCGACUCCUCGGAAACUCACGACGAGGGUGAAGUCCAGGCCUUUCAUGAGGAUCUGAAUGGGAAGCAAUACAUCAACGAGAUCUACAAGUUCAGUGUGGAUAAGAUGUAUGACCUUCUCUUCACCGAGUCCCAGUUCAUGAGGGACUUUCUGGAGCUGCGCCGCUUCUCUGAUGUGGUUUAUCGGCCCUGGAAGAAGGAGGAGACGGGGGACCAGAGCAGAGAGAUCAUGUACACCAUCUCCCUCACCAACCCUCUGGCCCCAAAGACGGCCACGGUCACCGAGACCCAGACUCUGUACAAGGCCAGUCAAAAGAGCGAGUGCUACAUCAUCGAUGCUGAAGUGAUCACGCAUGACGUUCCUUACCACGACUACUUCUACACCCUCAACCGCUACAUGCUGACCAGAGUGGCCAAGAACAAGUGCCGGCUGAGGGUGUCCACUGAGUUGCGGUACAGGAAGCAGCCGUGGGGGCUGGUCAAGGGCUUCAUCGAGAGAAAUUUCUGGAGUGGCCUGGAUGAAUACUUCAGACAUUUAGAGCUGGAGCUAAGUAAGAUGGAGGUGGCUCUAACAGACCCGCACCGGCAGUCUCCCAAAGCCAAAGCAGUCCGCACGGCCACAGCGAGGCGGAGGAAGAGGCCGAUGGUGCACCUGCGACCGCAGCACCUGGACGAGGCCCUGAGCCCGGUCACCACACCUGAGGACGAAGAGGAGGUCAUCCACCGCAUUAAACACGUGGCAGGAUCCACGCAGACCCGACACCUCCCUGACCCGGGCCCUGGUGGCCUGGCCCUCUACAGCGUCUCCAAAUUGCUGCUCAUCAUCAGCUUUGUCCUGGUGUUGCUGGUUCUUCUGAACAUGAUGCUGUUCUAUAAGCUGUGGAUGCUGGAGUACACCACUCAGAGCUUAGCGUCACUGCAGGGCCUGAGACCCGGAGAGAGUAAACCUCCACAAACACAAAUGGAAUGGGCUCAGCUUUUGGAGUCUCAGCAGCGUUACCAUGACGACGAGCUGGAGAAGUGGCGGGAGAUCAUCAAGUCGUCUGUGGUUUUAUUAGAUGAGAUGAGAGACUCUUUAACGAACCUCCAGAAGGGAAUCGGGAUACGAGAGUACGGCUCCAAGGCUGAGGAGAAGAGGAGCCGCUACCACUGAGGCGGUGUUUACGGCCGAAUGGACACCUCGUGCAAUAUGAAGCGGAGCGCCCGUGUCCGGGCUGAGCUGGACUGGACUCGGCUGGACUGUCUUCCUCGCUCCUCCCCUCUGUAACUUUUAAAGAGGGCCAGCUAUACAAGAAGGUGAAAAAAAACAGUGAACUGCAUGCAGUUUGACCCUCACGUGACUACGAACUUAUGAUUUAUAAUAAUCCUGCUCAGCCAGAGCCAAAAACACCACCAACAAAAAAAAAACCCAACAGUGACUCCUGGUUCAUUCGGCCCUUUCGAAGGACUCGAAUGGGGGUUAUACGCACAGAGCCACGUCCCAGCCGCAGUAUCCUUUUUUUUAAAAACCUUUCAGAAUCUGGGACCAGGUUAAAAUACCGACCUAUAAUCUUUAAGUGUUACUUGGAAAACGUGCACAUUUACCGAUGCGAAUAAGAGAAUGUGGAAUCGAAGUAUAUUAUGAAAAACACACCUGAAGAUAUAUAAUUUAUAUGUAGAGCUAUAUUUGUUGCCAGAGCUAAUUUUUAUGAGGCUUCCAUGGAAAAUUGGGGCUGGAACCCUGAUAGCUUGUGCCAUGGUGCUAAUUAUGCAUAUAUGUUCAUGUUACGGUUGUUUUCUGUCCGUGUAGAGUAGAACUAUUUUUAUUUUUUUGCCCGUAAAUGCGAAAGGCCAAUAGUUCUUGAGGUAGAGCAUGUCCUUAUCUUUCUCAAACAAGUCUCGCAGGGCCUUAUGUGGUCUAGUAAGAAGAAUGUCUAGGGAAAACCAUGGACGAAAGGUGGGUGGGCUUACAGCAGGGGGCGAUGGUAUGCAAGCAAGCCCGUCGUUAGCACAUGGAUGUACUGUAAGUUAGCAUGGCUGAAAUUUGUCCCCCCC
Molecule: messenger RNA, 3803 nt
Organism: Colossoma macropomum (tambaqui)
Lineage: Eukaryota; Metazoa; Chordata; Actinopteri; Characiformes; Serrasalmidae
Gene: gramd1ba
Product: GRAM domain containing 1Ba
Exons: 20
Coding region: 256-2922 (888 amino acids)
Biological process (GO): intracellular sterol transport
Cellular component (GO): endoplasmic reticulum membrane; plasma membrane; endoplasmic reticulum-plasma membrane contact site
Molecular function (GO): sterol binding; sterol transfer activity
Source: RefSeq, a predicted model, not a curated record